AUGAUUCCCACUCGGAGCUUAUCCGCUCAGAGCGGCUUCUUCAGGCGCAGCGCCGAAGAGCUCGGCCGCCUCUCAAGAAUUGCAUGGAACACCGAAGCUCUCUCCACUCCUACCAAACCCUAUGUGAUGCUCGACUUCCAAGAUAAAGAGGAUGUCCAGGGCUGCAAGACCAUGGCGGACCGCGUGGUCGGCGGAUUCAGCACAGCUAGCGUCGAUUUCGAGCCUGGAGACCCUGAGACUAACACGCCGCCACACGCUCGAUUCCACGGCUCGAUCUCAACUAAGCUCCCCGAUAACUGGCGCGUCGAGAGAACUGGAUACGCUGCCUUCCGCAACAAGGACCGCGGCAUGUGGCUCUUCGGCCGUCUGUACUGGGACGUCGACCCCUACGCUUACCUCGCCCUCCGCGUCAAAUCCGACGGCCGCCGAUACACCGUCAAUAUCCAGACGGACUCUGUCAUCGAAACCGAUAUUCACCAACACAGAUUGUAUACCCGCCACCACCGUAUAUACCAGAACGCAUACGCGAAUACGAAAGAAGGGGAACAACCCGGGCACGUUCAAUCAUUGGAAAAUGAGGACCUCGACGGAUAUCCUGCUCCGCAAGGCGUCCCUGAUGCUCUUUCUGAAAUCCCGCCUGAGUAUACUAUCAUCGGCUCGUCCUCUUCUUCAGCAACCACUUCUGGCGGGACGGGGUGGGAGACUGUUCUUCUGCCGUUUAAUUCGUUCGUCAGGACGAACCAUGGCUAUGUUGUUGAACCGCAGACUUCACUCCUUCGUCAGCGGAUCAAGAGUAUUGGUAUUGGUCUUACGGACCGUGUUGAGGGUCCGUUCGAUCUGCGCAUUCAUAAGAUCUGGGCUACGAAUGGAAUGAGUGAGGCGGAAGUUGAGGAGGAACGACAGAUCUGCGGUGCGGAUGCGCUGUCGGUUGAUGAGGGCGUUGAGUCGCAUUGGAUUGAACGUAACAAGAAGUCCAAGGGCACCGAUAACCAAAAGAGCACCGACGCUAAGGGUCUGAAGGGUUUGAAGUCCGAAUGGGAUGAGUGA
Penicillium atrosanguineum is the source of this 1047-nucleotide messenger RNA. Its product is annotated as CIA30 family protein. The coding region runs from base 1 to 1047 and encodes 348 amino acids. Lineage: Eukaryota; Fungi; Ascomycota; Eurotiomycetes; Eurotiales; Aspergillaceae. Gene Ontology annotation, cellular component: mitochondrion. The transcript is spliced from 3 exons. Gene Ontology annotation, biological process: mitochondrial respiratory chain complex I assembly; mitochondrial electron transport, NADH to ubiquinone. The record is from RefSeq and is a predicted model, not a curated record.